AUGGGUGUCAACUUGGAAACCAGUCGGUUCUUCACCCGUGAUUUCGAGGAGAACGGCUCAUUAGAGAGGGUCACACUUUUCUUGAACUUGGCGAAUGAUCCAACGAUUGAGCGUAUCAUCACCCCCAGGUUGGCCUUGACUACGGCGGAAUACUUUGCAUACCAAUUGGAGAAGCACGUCUUGGUGAUUCUCACAGAUCUUUCAGCUUAUUGUGAUGCCCUCCGUGAGGUUUCUGCAGCCCGCGAGGAAGUGCCAGGUCGUCGUGGAUACCCAGGUUACAUGUACACGGAUUUGUCUACCAUCUAUGAGCGAGCUGGGCGUGUGGAAGGAAGAAAUGGAUCAAUUACCCAAAUUCCUAUCCUUACUAUGCCUAACGAUGAUAUUACUCACCCAAUUCCUGAUCUAACUGGAUACAUUACUGAAGGCCAGAUCUUCGUCGACCGACAGCUCCACAAUCGUGGUAUAUACCCUCCUAUCAACGUUCUCCCCUCCCUAUCGCGUCUCAUGAAAUCCGCCAUUGGUGAGGGUAUGACUCGUGAGGACCAUGGUGACGUUUCCAACCAACUGUACGCCAAAUAUGCUAUCGGGCGUGAUGCGGCGGCAAUGAAGGCUGUCGUCGGAGAGGAAGCUCUUUCAGCCGAAGACAAGCUUUCCUUGGAAUUUUUGGAGAAGUUUGAAAGAAGUUUUAUCGCGCAAGGCGCUUAUGAGUCCAGAACCAUCUUUGAGAGUCUGGACCUUGCUUGGAGUUUACUACGAAUUUACCCCAAAGAACUCCUUAAUAGAAUCCCCGCCAAGAUCAUUAACGAAUACUACCAGCGAAGCACAAGUGAUAGGAAAGGCAAGGGCAAGGCGAGGGAGGGGGGCAAGGAUACUAGGGAUAAUUCCCGGGAGGAUGCUCCCAAGCAACCGCCGCAAGAAGAGAACUUGAUUGAGACUUGAUCGGUUUGAUUAAAGUUAAGGCUGUGGCGCUUGCGGCGCGCUUGUGAUUUAGUUGCUUCUCGUACCUUCUUCCCCUUCUGCUUAGUUUUUUUCCACCAAGAUACUGCAUGGAACCCAAA
Molecule: messenger RNA, 1058 nt
Organism: Tuber melanosporum (Perigord truffle)
Lineage: Eukaryota; Fungi; Ascomycota; Pezizomycetes; Pezizales; Tuberaceae
Exons: 3
Coding region: 1-939 (312 amino acids)
Molecular function (GO): ATP binding
Source: RefSeq, a predicted model, not a curated record